AUGCAGUUCUCUCAACUUUUUCUCAUCGCGGCAACCGUCUUCACCGCCGCCGUGCAAGCGAAAUGCACCGCUCCCGUUAAUGGGUCAUGUUCAUUACCUGCUGAGCCUUUGAUUAGCGUUAUAACUUGCUCAGUAAAUAACAAGGUCACGAAAUGUUGCAACAAAUCGUGCAAGGAGAACAUAUAA
Pyricularia pennisetigena is the source of this 186-nucleotide messenger RNA. RefSeq lists its product as uncharacterized. The transcript has 2 exons. NCBI's taxonomy places the organism in Eukaryota, Fungi, Ascomycota, Sordariomycetes, Magnaporthales, Pyriculariaceae. The record is from RefSeq and is a predicted model, not a curated record. The coding region runs from base 1 to 186 and encodes 61 amino acids.